CAGGUUUGAGCUGAGCCCGUGGAUGAGAGAAGCCUGCUUGGUGGUGAGGGCCCACCUGGGCCAUGGAAGAGGGGCCCCAAAGAGCAAAGAGCUGCUGUCCAGCAGCAGCCUGGUCCUGCAGGAAUGGUUCCGGGUGUCCAGCCAGAAGAGUUCUCGGGCCAGCAAGGUGGCCAAGUACCUGCAGGCCCUGGACGAGCUCUCCCCGGCCCUCCUGGCGCACGUCAUCAACCUCUCCGACGGCAACGGGAACAUGGCGCUCCACUACAGCGUCUCCCACUCCAACUUCGACAUCGUCCGGCUCCUCCUCGACACAGGUGUCUGCAACGUCAACCACCAGAAUAAAGCAGGCUACACGGCCCUCAUGUUGGCUGCGCUGGCGACCAUGGAGCGGCAGGACGACAUGGCCGUCGUCCGGCGCCUCUUCGACCUGGGCAACGUCAACGCCAAGGCCAGUCAGGCCGGGCAGACGGCGCUGAUGCUGGCGGUCAGCCAUGGGAGGCAAGAGAUGGUGCAGGCCCUCCUGGCGUGUGGGGCAGACGCCAACCUGCAGGACGAGGAGGGCUCCACCGCACUCAUGUGCGCCUGCGAGCACGGCCGGGCGGAAACCGUGCGGCUGCUUCUGGCGCAGCCAUCCUGCGACACCUCCAUCGUGGAUCAUGACGGCAACGAUGCUGUGGCCAUCGCCUUGGAGGCCGGACACGACAACCUCGCGGCUCUGAUAUCUGCCCACCUCACACAGUCCGCAGACAGGUGAGUGCACCCCCUUGGCAGAGGUCCAGGUGCCCUCACCAACUAGCCCUUAGCUUCUCUGGACUGAAGA
Pseudonaja textilis is the source of this 820-nucleotide messenger RNA. NCBI's taxonomy places the organism in Eukaryota, Metazoa, Chordata, Lepidosauria, Squamata, Elapidae. The record is from RefSeq and is a predicted model, not a curated record.